GCAAGAGAACCGACGCCGACGCCUAGCGUCGGUUCUCGCCCUGGGAGCCGCCACGACGCCGGGUUGCCAUCAGUGUGCCGCGCAUCGUCGGACGUGCAUUGUGUCGGUCGUGUUGUGCUCGUGAGUGAGCAGUCGAGACAUGUGAUUCGAGUCAUAAUCGCAAAAAAGGAUGAAGUAGAAAAUGAUAAGGAGAUAUCUCACAGUCGUAGACGGCCUAAAGUGGUUUGCGACAUUUGAAAAGACAUUCCGGAAAUCAAACACGACCAAACAUUUCCUGCGAAGAACGUCAAGUCGGAAAGAAAUCGUGCACAAACUUUUACGAACGUUUGUAUUUAAAUGUGGAAAAUUUACGGUAAAAAAGUGCCUGAUAUAAUUGUAAUACGAAUCAAUAUAAUUUGUGUUUCAUUAUAAGUGAAAUAUAAAAACUUUACAAAGUCGUAGCAGGAUUCGAUAUUAAUCCAUGAAGAAGGACAUAAUAACCGAGAAAAUUGUAAAAGAUAAUUAAUAUAAGACAAAAGAUCCGAGUGAGGCGGGGGGGGGGAGUGAUUAAGCUUAAGGAAGGGAGAGAUAGUAGUGGCUGCUUGUAACUUGAAAGAAUGGCGGAAAACUCUUUUCGCCGGAAAACCAGAUCGGCUUCGAUUUGUGCCCCAGGAUUUUCCAGCAUGGAACAAAUGUUGGAAGCUAUGCCACCCUCGGGAGCUCGUGAGAAAGAAAGAGGAGAACGAGAAAGAGAUAGUGGGAGCGGAACGCCGGAUGGCAGUACACCUACGAGGAGACGGAGACCGGCUACAAGAUCCCAGAGCGCCCGUGUUUCCGGCGGAAAUAAAAGCAUCCGACGCCGAGCCGCUGCUCAAGCGGCCGCUCAUCAUCAUCAUCAUCAUCAUGAGGGAGCCAGUAUGAAGUCAGCUCAUUGCAGCAGCGAACCCAGACUGACUGAGAAUGACGUCAGUCCGGGGAUCAGGAGACGAGGGAGUCGAAGGGGACAAAGCAUGCACUAUUCGCAUCAGAGGAAGAGCAACGCCUUCCUGGAUGUGCCUGACGUCUCUUCUCAGAUACCACCACGGGAGGAAGGCGAGGAUGAGGAUAGUUACAGACUUCGUAGCUUCAGUCUCACCAGCAAAGGUGUUGUCAAUAGAGGAGAUUCCUUUAGAAGAAGAAGAUCGAGAUCGAAUUCUUUAGCGCCUGCCGAUCAGCAAAAUGAGGAACGGCGAUUGCCGCCCAAGGAAGUAGCUUCACAUAAUGUUGCUAUGUUAGGUACAAGAGGAGUUGGAAAAACUGCCCUAAUCAGUCAGUUUAUGACCAGCGAGUGUAUAAACGCCUACGAUAGACAGAGAGAUGUACCAAGUGAGCAAUCCGUUUUCGUGAUGCUGAAUGGUGAAGAAAGCGAGCUUAAAUUCUUAAACAUCAUUAAUCUUAAAAUCGAAUUGGAAAAAAUGCCAUUGCCAGACGCCUUUGUCGUAAUGUAUUCAGUAAUCGACAAGGCGUCCUUUCAAAGGGCUGAAGAAUAUCUCGCUCGACUUCAUGAUCAAGAUCUUCUUCGUGGUAGACCGGCUAUUCUGGUCGGGAACAAGGUCGAUUUGGUUCGUUCCAGAGUGGUUUCGCCCCAAGAUGGGAAAUGCUUGGCAUGUACCUACCGUGCAAAGUUCAUUGAAGUAUCGGUGGGCAUCAAUCACAAUGUCGACGAGCUCCUUGUUGGAAUACUCAACCAGAUCCGUUUAAAGGUGGUCCAAAGUAACCAAGAGAAUCGAAACAGCGGUGGCAGUGAGGGUAGUGCUCAUUGGUACAAAUCUAGAGGCGUUGUACGCGCCAGUAUGAAAGCCAGACAGAUGCUGACUUGGCUUUUCGGCAAAGAAGAUAGCAAAUUUAAGAAUUGCGAGAACCUCCACGUACUUUAAGUCACUGCGAAAAAGAUUGCAAUCGAGCUGCUCGACUACUGUUUUAUUAGUCACGUAAGUAUGGCAUGAUUUGAGAAACUUCUUUCUCGACAGGAACUUUAUUAGAAUUCCAGAAUUGAAGGAAUUUCCGUUGGGAAAGGAUUGAAAAUGUAGUGAAUGUGCUGAAUGGAUGCAUCUUCGAGUCAACAAUAUGUAUGUACCUUAAUGUUUAGAAUUGAACGUCAAGUCGCUACUGAUAAUGUUUGUGAGAAUAUUUUGUAAUCCUAGAACGAGCGAGUUGGUCCGUGGACCAAUGGAUACUAUUAGCAUCGGGUUAACAAAGUGCCAAUUAGUGAAAAUUGAUGCGCACUGAGUUUAGGGAGAAAAUCUCUCGAUUCCAUACUUGUUUAACUAGAAUUACCUUCUGAGAAAUGUGAGUAAUUAAUCCUUUUAGUCCCAGGUGUGACUGAGCGCUGCUUCUCUAAAAUAAUUUUUAC
Messenger RNA from Atta colombica, 2371 nucleotides. It is a transcript of the gene Rgk3, whose product is annotated as GTP-binding protein RAD. Gene Ontology annotation, cellular component: plasma membrane. The transcript is spliced from 7 exons. NCBI's taxonomy places the organism in Eukaryota, Metazoa, Arthropoda, Insecta, Hymenoptera, Formicidae. The record is from RefSeq and is a predicted model, not a curated record. Gene Ontology annotation, molecular function: GTP binding; calcium channel regulator activity; GTPase activity. The coding region runs from base 597 to 1895 and encodes 432 amino acids.